Paramuricea clavata is the source of this 4185-nucleotide messenger RNA. Lineage: Eukaryota; Metazoa; Cnidaria; Anthozoa; Malacalcyonacea; Plexauridae. The record is from the annotation of a GenBank genome assembly.
AUGACAAAUAUUAAUACACAGACAAAUUUACAACAAAGUGAACAAACAAACGUAAACUCAAAGUCAAGCUGCUGUACUGUCAACGAGCACAUGGUCAACAAUUUGUCGAUAAUGUUGAGCAAAGAUGACGUGGAAAACAAGAAUGUGUCCAUAGAUCAAUGUAUAUCAAGUAUAAAUAUAUCUAACUGUAUUUCUAAAUUUGACCAGAAUAAAAUAGCAAGUCCAUCAAAGCCCAAGGGCAAGACUAGGCGUAUAAGGAAACUCUCAGUGCGAUCACGAUAUGCGUUAUUUUAUAAUGUCUGCACACAAAAGCUUGUUAACAACGUUACUGCCACUGGUUGCCAUGUACGCCACCGUGACCGUGAACCCAGUAGAAUACAAGUGAAAUGGUUAACUAGGAAGUUUGGAAAAAGUCGGUUGCUGAGAAAAUGUCUGAGACAUAAGAUCAAACGAUCUGUACCCAGAUCCUCUCAUCUUCAUUAUAUACUAGAUAAUAUUAAGCAUUGUCAAGACAUUAGGUUGAAGUGUAUUCCAGAUGUUUACUGCCCAAAGAAGGUUGAAAAGAAAUGCCGGACAAAACUUUCAGCAAAAGAUGCCAAAUGUUAUAUUUGUGAAGGUAUUCUUGCAGAUAUAUUCUAUUUAUCAGGUUCAACUAGUGAUUUAUAUACACAACAGAUGUACAAAAAUAUUAACCACUUAAAAAAUGUCUGUCAGUUAGCAUUAUGUGCAGAUAUUGAAACAAAUCCUGGACCCGUAUUCUAUAUUGACCCCAGCAAGACAAUCAGUGCACCAUAUAGCCAAGGUAAUCAGAUUAUAUUUGGAGAAACAGCAGGACAACAGUGUUUAGCAAUGUGUUUAUGUACUCUUAUAUACAACAAAAGACAGAACAUAUGCACACCACAAGACCUGGUUCAUAUAAUGAAUAUUGGUAAUGAACUAUAUUCAAACUUGUCAUGUUUAGCAAGACAAUCGUUUUUAUUGUUUACUGAAUUGCCUUCACAACUUUCAGUAUUUGACUCAGAUUAUAUUUUUGAGUACAGUGAGAGCUAUAGUGGUAAUGUAAUUGGAGACUGUUUUAUUGAAGGGUAUCAGUACUGUGUUCCAUUUCACAGAUCGUUUGAAUUGCUCAUGGUCGAAAACUAUUGUGCAUUCAUCUUAACAAUUGACUCCAAUGCUGUUUGCAUAUUUUCCACCACUGAUGGCAAAUAUAAAAUUUUUGAUUCUCAUUCAAGAGAUAUUUAUGGCAGAAGUCAUCCACAAGGUACAUGUGUGUUGUUAGAGGCGCCAACUAUUGACAAUGUAAUUCUGUAUUUCCAGUCUUUAUACAGUGAAAAUAGUCAAUUUGAGCUAAGAGGAAUUAAUAUUGAAGAAGUACAAGCCAAUGUUGACCAGAACUUAGACAACAAUAUUACAAAUUCUGACCCAUCAGUUAGUACCACACAAGAAUCUAAAAGUACUGAUGGAAUUAAUAUUGAAGAAGUACAAGCCAAUGUUGACCAGAACUUAGGCAACAAUAUUACAAAUUCUGACCCAUCAGUUAAUACCACACCAGAAUCUAAAAGUACUGACAUUUCUUGUUUGUGUAGACAAUGCUGUGCGAUUUCAUUGUAUUCAAUUUGUUAUUCUGUUAUUAAGCCAUGUACUUACUGGGAUUCAAAUACAGUAUCCGCAGUUGUUUACUUUGGCAUUACUUUGUAUAACAACACUGGGAUACAUAUGUCUAGUGAUAUACCUCGAAAGGUUGAAAUAUGUGCAACUGAAAUGCAUGUAAAAUUGCAAGCUAAUAUUCAAGGAGUAGUUAAUGACAAGACAGAAAGCAAACUAAAUAUUGAAAGCCUCAUUUGUCAUACUGAAAACGUCACAGGUUUUUUAAUUUGGCUUGGAGAUUAUUGCAUGUCUUGCAUCUUUCAAAAAACAUCAAUUAAGAAUAUGUCGUACUCAAUAUUAGCAUAUGAUGAUGAUGAUAGCUCACCUACGUCUACUGUACAUUUUGUUAAAAACAUAAAAGACAAGCACACUUUAGUUGAUGCCAUCUUUAACCUAGCAAACACCAAAAUCAAGGAUGAAAUUUUCAAUUAUGAAAUUCAAUUCUUGUCUUGUUCUUCUGAAUUGACUAACUGUGAAAGAAAAAGGAUUAUGAAAAAUCACAGACAAAACUAUAUUAAUGAAAUCACUGCACCAGCUCUAAAGAAACAGAAGCUAGAAACAAAGCAGAUGAAAUACAAAACGAUAGAUCCAUUAGUAAAACAACAUGUUAACUCUAAACGCGUAAAUGAUUACAAAAUUAUGGCUAAGGAGAAAAAACAAAAAGUAUUGGAAAAUAGAAGAACAAUAUAUGAAGAGUUAGAUAAAUCAAAGAAAGACGAAGUACUGACUAAAAAUAUGAAUUAUAAAAAAGCAAUGAAUAAGGAACAAAAGCAAAAAAUACUCGAGAAUAAAAGAUCUAAAUACGAAACUUUAGAUCAGCCAAAUAAAGAGGAAAUACUGACUAAAAAUAUGAAUUAUAGAAAAACAAUGACUAAGGAACAAAAGCAAAAAAUACUCGAGAAUAAAAGAGUUAAAUACGAAACUUUAGAUCAGUCAAAGAAAGAGGAAGUACUGACUAAAAAUAUGAAUUAUAAAAAAACAAUGAGUGAAGAACAAAAGCAAAAAAUACUCGAGAAUAAAAGAGUUAAAUACGAAACUUUAGAUCAAUCAAAGAAAGAGGAAGUGCUGACUAAAAAUAUGAGUUAUAAGAAAACAAUGGUAGAAGAACAAAAACAGAAACUAUUAGAAAACAAAAGAGCAAAGUAUCAAGUAAUGGAUAUAUCAAAGAAAAAGGAGUUGAUUGCUAUAAGUUCGCGCAAAAUAAUGUCAAAUCGCAUGUUGUUCGAUCCAGAAGAAAAAAAUGAUUUGCUCUAUAGAGAGAAAGAAAAAAGGAUGGAAAAGAAAGCUCAAAUUCAUGACAUUGACCUGUACAUUGAUAAGUUUAAAAAACAAAUUAAAGCAGGUCCAUUUUACAUAUGCUGUGUGUGUAACCGAACAUUGUACAAAAAGUCGGUAAUUACCCUACAGAAAAAUAAAUAUCCUCGCCAGGAUUGUUUUAUGCUUCAAUGUUCUUUUGACGGCAAAGAGUACGUCUGCAAAACGUGCCAUGCUAAACUACUUAAAGGUCAACAGCCUUGUCAAGCUGCGGUAAAUAAUUUAUUUGUUGAUGAAACUUCCACUGCACUUGCUGCAUUAGAGAAACUUGAACAAAUUCUUAUUGCACAAAGAAUAGUCUUUGAAAAAAUUGUAGUAAUGCCAAAAGGACAACAAAGAAAAAUUAAAGGUGCAAUAUGUAAUGUACCAGUUGAAUGUAGUCAAACAUGCAAUGUUCUUCCCAGACCACCUGACAGAUCUGGGAUAAUUUUACUUAAAUUAAAAAGGAAACUUCAAUUUAGAGGUCAUGUUUACUUUCAAGCAGUUCGCCCUCAGUUUGUAAUUAGUGCAUUAAACUGGCUUGUAGCAAACAACCCUUUAUAUAGAAACAUUGAAAUUCAAUGUGACAAUAUUAGCUCAGACUUAACUAAUUUGAACUGUCCUGAUACUGAUCAAGAAAAUAUAGGUGAGCCAUUGCAAUUACAAAGUAAUGUAAAUAGAGAACUGUGUAAUGAAGAUGUUGAAGAACAAGAUGAUCCAUUAAAUGAACACCGUUCAGCUGCAAGCGAAACCUGUCUUCAGUCAAUCUUGCCAAAUUAUCCUGUUAACCUGGACAAUACAAACUGUAAUUCAACAGGUAGAGAAGUUUUCAACAUUGCACCAGGUGAAGGUAAACACCCAGUAUCAUUGAUGACUGAUAAGCUUUGUGAGGAACUUUCAUUUCCAGUACUCUUUCCGAAGGGACGAUUUAGUUACACCUGUGAACGAGACACAAAAUUAUCUCCAAUAAAAUAUUUCAAUGCUCGCCUCUUGCAUUAUAGUGGAAAAUUUGCAACCAAUCCAGAGUAUCUAUUCUUUGCACAAUUCAUUAUAGAACAGAAAAAGAUUUCUGAUAGUAUUAAUAUAGCUCUUAAAAAAGUACAUGGCCAGUCAGUCACAGCAUCACAAGUAAAAUCAAACAGUCAAGCUUUUCAAAAUCUUCUUUUGCAAGAUCAAGCAUAUUUGUUUUUACGACAAAUUCCUGGCUCACCUCCUUACUGGCAAAAGUUCAUGUUCAAUGAUUAA